AUGGUAAUGUAUCAUACCUUUAGACAGCCCUCAGUCUCGUUAAGUGACAAUGAAGAUGAUAGUAACGAUUCCAUAAGCAUUUACAGCUUUGGUCAGAAUUCGUAUGGGGAAUUAGCGCUUGGUGAUACAAUUGACCGCAAUAGACCGACUCGAGUUGAUUUUAGCAGUAUAAAUCAUCAGGACAAGCACGUGAUUGAUCUUGCUUGUGGAAAUCAGUACACUGUUAUGCUAUUUGACAAUGGCAAUGUGUUUACAUGUGGGUAUAAUGACAGUGGUCAAUGUGCAAUUGGUACAACAGAUUGCGUGCCAAUGCUUCGAUUUUCGCCAGGAUUGAGCUCGUAUCAAACAGUCCGGAUCUUUGCCGGAAAUGGUAGUGAACACGUUGCAGCAUUGAGUGCUGACGGAAGUCUUUAUACUGCCGGAUUCAAUGUGAAUGGACAAUUGGGGAUUGGUACUACGACAAAUGUAGCCGAAGCUACACGAGUGGGAGAGAUAGUAGGCAAACGCGUGGUUGAUGUUAGCUGCAGCUACUUUCACACGGCAAUUGUUAUGGAUAAUGGCGAUUUGUAUGGAUGCGGCGGCAAUGACUACGGUCAGCUUGGCUUGGGUAGUCGCAAGGGACAUCUUGUACCUCAACCUGUUGAGUACUUCUUUCGGGACCCAGUGCUUGCAGUUGCAUGCGGUCAGCAUUACACAAUCGCAUCACUUAAGGAUGGAGGUGUCGUGGCGUUUGGGAGAAAUGACCAUGGCCAACUUGGACUUAAUGGUACAUCCGAGCCGGUAUUAUAUCCUACACGGUUAGCUCCUCCACUGGAUAGAGCAGUGGUGCCGCAGCUAUCAUGUGGGUACCAUCACACCGCCAUUGUCACUGAAGAUGGCGCUGUCUACACUUUUGGUCGCAACGACUAUGGUCAGCUCGGUCUUGGUCACAAACUGCACAUGGCCCGACCAACGAUCGUGAAAAGUCUAUCGCGUAUGAGGAUAAAUCAGGUGACAUGUGGUUGUUAUCAUACACUCGCGCUUUCAGACGACGGAAAAGUGUUCCCAUUCGGUCGUAAUAACCACGGUCAACUUGGAUUGGAGACAUUAGUGGACUGCUUAAGUCCCCAGCUCAUUUCAUCUCUGCUGAGCAAAACCGUUAUGAAGGUUGCUGCUGGUUUUUAUCAUUCAGUGUGUCUGGUCGGGACGUCCGAAAGAACGACUCAAUUGACGAAAGGCAUUGGAACAUUAAGCGUAGAUCUGAGAAGAAUGUUGAACAAUUUAGCUCGAAGCGAUGUUUCCUUCCUGGUAGAAGAUCGUCGGUUCUUCGCACAUAGCUGUAUCUUGGCAGCUCGUUGUGAGCCCCUAGAAAACAUGCUAGACGGUCGCACGAAAGACGGGUCCGAGUCCGACAUUGUUAUUCCAGAGUACUCAUAUGACGUUUUUGCUACAUUUAUGGAGUUUCUUUACACUGACCAAGUGGUAGCCCUUGAUUCACCCGACUUGACAGCAGAUUUUAUUCUUGAGCUGCAUGCGCUAGCAGAUCAUUACCUGGUUACUAAUCUUCGAAGUUUGUGUGAGGACGCGUUACUACGAAUUCUAUCAGUGGAAAAUGUUGUCAUCAUUAUGGAGUCAGCGCAUUUCCGUAAAGCUUUUACACUCAAGAAGCGCUGCUCAGGAUUUAUCAUGGAUCACUUCGCCCAUAUCGUUGUUACCCCGGAAUUUGUCGGACUACCCCAUGAUUUGCUCCAUGAGAUACAACUUCUAGCUUCUCAGCAAGGAGUAUCGGUUCCCAUAGAGAAGAAUGCUGGCGAUCGCGUAGAAUUUAUGUCAUGA
This is a messenger RNA of Peronospora belbahrii, 1815 nucleotides long. NCBI's taxonomy places the organism in Eukaryota, Oomycota, Peronosporomycetes, Peronosporales, Peronosporaceae. The record is from the annotation of a GenBank genome assembly.